Tarenaya hassleriana is the source of this 1376-nucleotide messenger RNA. RefSeq names its product transcription factor bHLH130-like. Gene Ontology annotation, cellular component: nucleus. The transcript is spliced from 7 exons. The coding region runs from base 139 to 1212 and encodes 357 amino acids. NCBI's taxonomy places the organism in Eukaryota, Viridiplantae, Streptophyta, Magnoliopsida, Brassicales, Cleomaceae. Gene Ontology annotation, molecular function: RNA polymerase II cis-regulatory region sequence-specific DNA binding; DNA-binding transcription factor activity, RNA polymerase II-specific; protein dimerization activity. The record is from RefSeq and is a predicted model, not a curated record. Gene Ontology annotation, biological process: regulation of transcription by RNA polymerase II.
GUUCCUCUGCCCGGUUUUGACCAUCUCCCCUGGUAUCUCGACCAUCUUCUCGUUCGUUCAUCGUCUUGUAAGGGCAAACAAAAAGCAGAUCUUUGGCUUCAGACCCAACAAUCCGAGAUUUCGGAUUCUGCGGAAGAGAUGAGCCUCGUGUACGAUCACGAUUUCAAGUGCCCAGAAGCAGAUUUCAGAAAGAAUCAAGAUUUCAUGGAUCCUUAUUACCCAAAUCAUCGACAAGAACAGCUCAUUCACACCAAUGGUUCACCUCGUCACUGGUCAACUCCAAGCAAUUUCUCCGACGACACCUUCAAAAACGGCGGCGUCAAUGACAACUGCGAGGGCGGUUACAGGCCUUUCCAGCCUUCAAGCCCCCAAAUGGACAGUUUCUUUGCAGAGGUCAUUAAGACAGAGCAUAAGAAAGAGGCAAUAACGCAACAGAGCAGCAAUCUUGGUAUGCAGGACAGUUCGUUUGGUUUCAUGAACAAUGGUGGUCUCGAAACCCGAAUGCAGGCCAAACGUGUUCAUGAUAGUUUCAGAGGGUCUGGCCUUGUGAAGCAACAUAGCUCCCCUCCUGGUUUAUUGUCCAAUCUGAUGAUGGAAAACGAGUUUAGUUUCACCAGCGAUUUUCGGGAUCUCAAGAACUCGAAGGAUGUUCAUGGAGAAGCUAGUUCUUCGAAGAAAGUAGCAAACAAUCAUAUGGAUUUGGAACAUAGACCACAAUUGUCAAGAUCAAGCAUCAUGCCUCAUCAGGUUUCAGACAUUGGAAUUGACUUCUCGAGCGAUUCUUGGGACAAGACCUCUUUCAAUGUCUUUAAAGGAACUGGAGGCACUAAUAUUACGUUUUCGGGUUCCGAAACUCAGAAUGAGAAUUCACGGAACAGAUUGGUUCACCAUUUGAGCCAACCGAUAACUUUCUCCGAGAAGGAUACAGUGGAGAAGUUCUUGCAUUUUCAAGAGACCACGGUUCCCUUCAAAGUUCGGGCCAAACGAGGCUUUGCCACCCACCCACGAAGCAUCGCUGAAAGGGUGCGAAGAAACCGGAUUAGCCAACGGAUGAAAAGGCUUCAAGACCUUUUCCCGGAUAUGGACAAACAAACGAGCACGGCGGAUAUGUUAGAUAUGGCAGUCGAUCACAUUAAAGAACUUCAGAAGCAAGUAAAGGAUCUAAAUGAAUCAAGGGGCAAAUGUAGAUGUUCUGGUAAAGGAAAAGCAUAACGGAGUGUAUGGUUGUUCUUGAUCUGUUCCUUUUGAUGUUAUAGUGUAAGAGGAGAUGCCAAUUCUCUGUCUAGCUUGGUACCUGUGUAUAUGGAGAUUGAUCAAGUUGUUCGUCAUUGCUGUAUCUGCUUAUGAAAUAAAUAAAGUAUCUGAUUUUCCUAGUA